AUGAAACGAAAAGAGCACAAUAUAACGCAGCUACUCCGUUAUGCAGAAUCAUUGGAUUCAAAGGUAUCCGAAGAUUCUCUGGAAGCAUUGCAAGAGCUGAUCAGUCAAGGAGAAGGUAUUAGUCAAUUGGUAACUUGCUAUAUACAAAACCAAUCACCUGUAGCAUUGGAAUUACUUCGUAAUGUUAAGGAGCCUUAUGACACGGAACUGUGCAAUAGAAUUCAGGAUUUUUUGGCCAAAAAUACAUUACGUGUACUUACACUUCUUGGACAAUUAAUACAAAAGACUCCAAGUUGGUUGCCAAAGCUUGCGGAGCAUCCACUUUUUGAUCAUAUCAUGAAGUUUAUUCGGCCAUCCGAGAACAUUGUUGUGGUCGUAUCCGCGAUCCUUUUUGUAUCCUCCUUGCUUCCACAUUUUGCUGCCCCGAAAAAAUCGAUAUUGCUAAAUUUGUUUCGUCUGUUAAUUGUGGCCUGUAAUAUACUUUAUAACUUCAAGAAAUUAUUUGACCAACAGAGGGCAGAUACCAUUGAAGGAAUAUAUGUGUCACAUUUAUACAGUGCAGUAGUCCAGUAUUUUAUCGUUUUAUAUGGGAUUUAUCCUGCAACUCUGAUAGAAUAUUUAAGAAGUCAUAUAAAUGUUGUGGAUGGUCGAGCAAUACAUGUACUUAAAGUUUUAUUUUCUGCUGUGAAAUUCCAUCCGAACAUAUUAAGUGCUACUGUUGAACAGGAACUAGAUCGAAAUCGCUGGAAUCAGCAUGAAGCGCACGAUUUCUUAGCUGACUGUCGACGUGUUCUUGUACGGCCGGUCUUACCAGCAUUUGUUAAAGUUGGUAAAUUAAUCUCAUCGAAUCACACAUUGGAGACAUCAAGUUCAACAGUGUCUUAUAUAUCACAGUUGCCGGAUCUGAAUGAUUUAUUCCCGAUACAAACAGAUUCAUCAUCAUCCAAUUCGGUGGGUACCUCCUUCGAUCAUUGGAAUGAUGACGAUGCUUGGCUGGAAUGCGGAAAAAGUGAUUCGGAUAUUCUUUCGGAAUCAAGAUCUGGUUCAUUCGAUAAUCGUAUCUCUGAUGUAAUCAUAAGUUUUUCCACAGAAUCAAAUGCGCGACGAGCAACAACGGGUACAGCGGAUUCGAAGUACAUGAGACGGUCCUCUUUAACGCAGAAAUUUAAUGAUUUUAUUCGAAGAUGUAAGUCACGAACUUUGUCCGAUGAACCGUUGCUUCAUAGCUUACCAUUACCCAGAACACUUCUGGUUACAGCAAGAGAUGGAACAAUAAGAGAUGAACCAAUUGAAGAAAUUUUUGUGCGCGAAGACAUCCGAAAACGCAGUGUUGAGACGGGACAUAUCGAAGAGGGUGUAGAUGCUCGAGAAAUUUGUUCACCUACCAUCCCAUUUUCAUCAGUACGACCUUCGGAGGAUUCAUUUGCAAAUACUCCUGCAACAAUUGUACCGCUGGAAAACAUCCAUAAGCCACAUUCCAAAGCAUUCGUUCCUUCCGAUGCUUUCGGGAAUCGUGAAGUUGAAAUUUUCUCAACGAACAGUGCAGCAAGCGCUGGCGUUAGCAAAACUUUUCAUCAGGAUAUCGAUAUUGAUGAUAAUCCAGAAACUAUUCGUUAUAGAAAGAUUAAAGAAUUUAAAGUGAAUGAAGUCGAUGAAUCGGGUGGAAGCAUUUCGAACGAAAGCGUGAAUCGUUUUUCGGUGACUUCAUUUUUUCGAAAGGUGAAUCGCCAACGAUUCAUAAGUGGAUGCUAUCAUAAAAAGAAUGAAGUAAUUCAUUGCCUUGGUCAUCUGGGGAACUCGCAAACGCAACUGUUUCGUGCUUUUUCCUGUCCUGAUCUGUUGCAUGCUUCGGAAUUGGGUGAUAAAGAAAAAAUAUGCAACCUGAAUGAUUUGAAGCAAAGACAGUUUAUGAUCGCAAGAAAUUCUGAGCUGUCUAUCGAAGAUAUUGAAGAGUUAAUUGCUCAAAAAUGUCCCUAUCUUCCUUUCCUACAAGCUCUUCCUUUUUCUCUAAUUGAUGAAGAAAAUCUGAAUGAUGAAUUAAAAUAUGAGCAUGAACGUACACGUCAAAAUUACAUGGAAGCAAGUGCUGAUUGUCAUACACACUUAAAACAGCUUGGCUUAGCCGAUCGUCUUCCAACAACAAUUUACGAUGAUUUGUCCCAACAACUUAAGGGUCUUUCGGCUGAAGCUCAGAUAAAAAUUCUCAAUGCUCGUUUGGCGCUUGUUAAUCAGCAUUUAUUAUACGAACGUAGUGGAAGAUUGCUUCAUGCCGAACGAAAUCGUCGACUUUUCGGUCGUCUGAAACAGCAGAAAUUAUUGGAAGCAGAAAAAAUAGCACUCAGUAUGGCUCUUCACAAUGCACAAGUCGAAAGAGAACAGCUGAUAAAUGCUUUGACAGAUCUUCGGAAGCGAGGCAAUAUAGAACGGUCAAAACGAGAAGAGAUUGAGAAGAGAUAUUGUGAGACGAUAAAGACUUACCGCAAUGAAGCAGACCAUUACUUGGCUCUUCUGACAAAUUUGAAACUGAAAAUGGAAUCUAUGGUUGAAAACAACAAUCAUCGGCAAGUUGAGUUAGAAAUGUAUAAAAGGAGAUCUGAGGACACGGAAAUGAAGUUAUUAUUUGCGGAAUCAAAAUUGGAGGGAAUUGAAACCUUGAAAAUGGAAUUAAAAAAUGCUCAUCAAACUAACCAGCAACUCAGGGAUGAAGUUUCGCUGCUUCAAAAACGACUGGAAGAAGAAGGUUUUAGGUCAAAAUCACGGAUUAGAUCAAUGGAAAUUGACACAUCGCAAAUGAUAGCUGAGGUAGUCCGAUUGAAGAGUGCAUUGGUUAGUGAAGAAAGAGCGAAGGAAUCUGCAAAAGCUAAGGCUCGAAAGUUCGAAGACGAGUUAAUGAUUGAGAGGAGACGCUGCACUGAAUUUAGCUCUGUCUUUGAAAGAGCCAAGAAGAUAAAAGUUCAAAUAAUCAAUUUUAAUUUCCUACUAAAUGAUUUUUCGAAACAGUUGCACUCUCAACAGUAUGAAGCCGCGCAACACAAAUAUCUUUCUCUUCUCUCUGUAUGUCAGAAACAGCAAUCACAUAUUCUCGACUUGUAUGCCAGAAUUGAGGAGAUUGUGGCAUUACCAUAUUCCGAAAGAUUGGUAGGAAUCGAACCGCAGACGUUGUUUCCAAGAAGUUCUCUUAGCGAAAUGUAUUUUAUUAAUGUUUUCCGCUUCUAUUAUUGCAGGGGGAAUUUUUUUCCAUCCGAAUUAUUUGAUGAAGAAAAUGAAAAAGAUGAUAGCGAUAUAUAUGUUCGCGAUAGUGAUACCGCUGUAUCAUUAUCUAAGAAUGACCCCAAGGAUGGAGUUUUGUCGCUUUCUUCUUGA
Molecule: messenger RNA, 3363 nt
Organism: Cercopithifilaria johnstoni
Lineage: Eukaryota; Metazoa; Nematoda; Chromadorea; Rhabditida; Onchocercidae
Source: the annotation of a GenBank genome assembly